Amaranthus tricolor (Joseph's coat) is the source of this 1430-nucleotide messenger RNA. RefSeq lists its product as uncharacterized. The record is from RefSeq and is a predicted model, not a curated record. The coding region runs from base 100 to 891 and encodes 263 amino acids. The transcript has 4 exons. NCBI's taxonomy places the organism in Eukaryota, Viridiplantae, Streptophyta, Magnoliopsida, Caryophyllales, Amaranthaceae.
CAUAAAUCCAUUUUUCUCUUCUAAAACCCUCCAUCAUAAAUAAUUGAAGGACCCAGCAAAAUAAGAGGAUAAAAAAAACGUGUUACCCAGAAAGAGAUAAUGGGUGGAAGAACCGUUGGGAGACCAAUAAACUCAGCUGCAAAUCCAGAGCCUUUCAUAUUUGCUCCACCAGAAUUUCCUUCCUCUAAUUCAUCAUCAUCUUCUUCUUCACCUGAUAUAUAUCAACCAUUCUUAACAAAUAUAACACAAAGACAUUCCCACAGUGAAAUAAAUGAUUCUGAGAGUGAAAGAUCAAAUGGGUCUUCUUCUAUUGAUUCUGUUUUUGGGUCAGUUCCGACCCGACUCGAGGCUGAAUAUGCAAUUACAGCUUUCCAAAGUUUCAUGAUGCAAGGACUUUCCUCUUCGAUGUCGAUAAUAGAUCUUAUUCAGCCUAUAUUGAACCAGCAUGACUCAAGAACACUACACUCUACUGGAUUUCAAAGGGUUUGUGAAGCUUUUCGUUUACUACAGACUGUACCAUCUAUUCAAAGAAUGGUGGUAUCUAUAUCAUCUGAUAAAGCUGUCUGGGAUGCUGUGAUGACGAAUCACGAAGUUCAGAACUUCCGACAGUCACUCAAUCAAGCUGAAGCAAGAAGAAAUCAGAAUCGAAGUGAUGAGGAACCCGACUUGUUUUCAGUGAUUUUGAAGUGGGUUUUAGACAAGAUGAAGCUGAAAGUUUUGGAAUUAAUUGAGACUUUAAAAUCUGUAGUGAGCAAGAGCUUUGAGUCCCCUCCAAAUGACAAGAAGAACACAGAAUUGAGGCAUGGGUUUGAAGAGAUGAUUGUAUCAACUGUGCUUCUUUCUACCAUCACUCUUAUGAUUGUGCUUGUGACUCGUGCUUAUGGAGCGUAAUUGCCAUUAGCCCUCAUUGCUUCGAGACGAUUACAUUCAUACAUCAAUACAUGUUUGUAUAGUCGUCAAUUGAUUUUCAACUGGUGUAGUGUAAAUCUUUUCCCAGUCGAACCUCUUGAAACAUGGUUUGUGAUGUUCUUGGCUCUUCACCCACCCGGAAAAUUGUUCUUUCAAUUGCCUAACAUGCCGCAUAUAUGUUGCAUAAGAUUUCUGGCAAAACUUUUGCAUCAAAUCCUCUUCCUGAAGGAUAUUUUCGAGGCGAUCAACUCUAUGCGAUUGUACCAUAAUAAAUCUAAAAAAUAUAAGUAUAUGGUCGAUCAAGUUUGACUUGAAUUGAUCCACUUUUUUAGGUCAGUUUUAAACAUGCGCAAGAUAUAUAAUUGUAAUAGAUUAUGUUAUUUUACUUUAUUAUUUUUCAGAAUCAAAUUUUUUUGAAUAAUGCAAAAUAUACAUGUUUUUAAUAAUUAUUGUGCCUAUUUAGUCCAUCUGUACCACUUUCAGCCAAUACAAGCUAAGGUCCAGUCUUACUUUACGCAAAA